AUGCCUUUAAACAACAUUUUGAAAGUUGAAAUUUUCGACGUUUGGGGCAUUGAUUUCAUGGGACCAUUCCCUCCCUCCUACGGUCAACAAUACAUACUAGUGGCAGUGAACUACGUGUCUAAGUGGGUUGAAGCUGUAGCUUUGCCAACUAACGACGGGCGAGUGGUAACUCAAUUCAUGAAGAAGAACAUUUUCACUCGAUACAGCACUACAAGGGCAAUCAUUAGUGAUUGUGGAAAGCAUUUCUAUAAUCGAUUAUUUGCAUCGUUGUUGGCCAAAUAUGGAGUAAAACACCGUGUCUCAACUCCGUACCAUCCUCAAACUAGCGGCGUUGAAGACUCCAAUUGGCGUGUCUCCAUAUCGACUGGUGUUUGGAAACGCCUGUCAUCACCCGUUGAGUUAGAGCAUAAGGCAUAUUGGGCAACUCAUUUGUUCAAUUUCAAUAUGAGGGCGGCAGGAGAAAAUAGGGUUUUACAACUCCAUGAGCUAGAGGAAUUUCGUUUGGAUUCAUAUGAGAAUGCAAAAAUUUACAAGGAGAAAACCAAGAGAUGGCAUGACAGACAUAUAAGAGAGAAGGAUUUUGAAGUAGGCCAGCAAGUAUUGAUGUUCAAUUCACGUCUCAAACUCUUUCCUGGAAAGCUAAAAUCUAGGUGGUCAGGUCCUUUCACAGUAGUAGCUGUGCUUCCACAUGGUGCUGUAGAAGUAGUAUCUCAGGAUGAACAGAGAAGAUUUAAAGUGAAUGGACAACGGUUGAACGCCUAUUGGGGAGGUCACUACUCCAAUGAGAAGACGACCGUACCUCUUAAUAUUGCAGAGUAG
Messenger RNA from Olea europaea var. sylvestris, 819 nucleotides. RefSeq lists its product as uncharacterized. The record is from RefSeq and is a predicted model, not a curated record. NCBI's taxonomy places the organism in Eukaryota, Viridiplantae, Streptophyta, Magnoliopsida, Lamiales, Oleaceae. Bases 1 to 819 code for a protein of 272 amino acids. Gene Ontology annotation, molecular function: nucleic acid binding. The transcript is spliced from 2 exons. Gene Ontology annotation, biological process: DNA integration.